UCGAAUGCUGGAUGUGAAAAUGAAUCCUAGUCUGGACCCACAGAAAAUGUUCAUCCUGGACAGCACCUCUACAGUCUCUCUGCAUGAUCGCUUCACCAGUUUGCUGAAACAUCAGCAGGAAGGUCUGAUGGACAUCACAGCCUUAGUGAACCAGCAGACCACAGCCUCGCUGAAGAACCAGCGCCUGGUUGUGGAGAUGGCCAACAGACCCUCUGUGCUGGCUGCCCUUCAUAACACAUCUAAAAUAAACAACCCACUCAGCAAAAUGAAUGUGAGGGCAAGGCUCGGCCAGCCUAUGGGGAGAGGGGGCAUGAUGAGCUUUCGGGGUCAAAUGAGAGGAAGGGGAAGCACCAGAGGAGGGCUUAUAAAAGGAAUUUACUCGAGGAGAGGUAUUAGUAGCCUGCAAGAUGCAAUGUCCACUUUAGGUGUGCAGAGAGGUUGGGGCCAGCAACAGCGUGGAGGUUAUAUGCACUGUGCAGCACCAAUGGGAAUCAGAGGAGGACGAGCCAUUAGAAAGACAGGUAAUAGUUAUGUUACAUCAGUCAGUGGGACAUAUUCAGGGUGCAACUGGACCAAGUCCUACAGCCAACCAGUUCCUUCUCGGGAGCAGCUGGAUAAACAACUGGAUGAGUACAUGUCCAUGACCAAGAGCCAUCUGGAUGCAGAGCUGGAUGCAUAUAUGGCCCAAGUUGAUUUGGAGGACAUAGUGUGA
Xyrauchen texanus (razorback sucker) is the source of this 712-nucleotide messenger RNA. It is a transcript of the gene chtopb, whose product is annotated as chromatin target of PRMT1b. Lineage: Eukaryota; Metazoa; Chordata; Actinopteri; Cypriniformes; Catostomidae. The record is from RefSeq and is a predicted model, not a curated record. The coding region runs from base 5 to 712 and encodes 235 amino acids. The transcript is spliced from 6 exons.